This is a messenger RNA of Ahaetulla prasina, 5256 nucleotides long. It is a transcript of the gene DNMT3B, whose product is annotated as DNA methyltransferase 3 beta. Gene Ontology annotation, molecular function: DNA (cytosine-5-)-methyltransferase activity, acting on CpG substrates; DNA binding. Bases 195 to 2579 code for a protein of 794 amino acids. The record is from RefSeq and is a predicted model, not a curated record. NCBI's taxonomy places the organism in Eukaryota, Metazoa, Chordata, Lepidosauria, Squamata, Colubridae. Gene Ontology annotation, biological process: negative regulation of transcription by RNA polymerase II. Gene Ontology annotation, cellular component: nucleus. The transcript is spliced from 20 exons.
UCCAUCCUUCUUAAAGCAUUCUGGGUGGAGAAUUUUGGGAGUUUCCAUCCAUCUUAAAACAUGAUGGUUGGGGAAUUCUGGGAGUUGAAAUUUGACUCAGCCUGCAAACAAACUCUUAAAAUGGGAACAUCGCAGCUGGGAUCCAUUCUCAUUUGGGAUCCAAGAGAUCUGUUUGCAGUGAUGAUUAUCGCAGGAUGACAUUUGGCUUGACUCAAAGUUGUCUUCCUGGAAAAUCUCUCCCGCAGGUUAAGAUGAAAAGAGAAAAGAACAUCAGGUGGACGAUGGAUCUGACCUUGACCAAUGGGGACUGCAGUGAUUCGGACCCUCCCUCUACGGAGAAGGAUGCUGCAGACGCCAGCCUGGCGGAAAGUGUGACCUCUCAGAUAAAGGAGGAGGAGGAGGAGGAGGAAGAGGAGGCUGAUGACAUUCCCAAGCAAACCCAAAAGGUCCCGGUGCGAGGAAGCUCUGGCUGGGAGAACAGCCUGAGGCAGAAACCGGCGCCCCGGAUCGUCUUCCAGGCUGGGCCCGUCUCGCAGGAGAAGAAAGUCAAAGACGACGUGGAGAGCAUCGAAGGCUUCAAGGAACGUCACAAAAUCAGGCAUUCAAAACGGCUUUUUGGGUAUAUCCAAAAAAACUACUCGGAAGAGGAGAAUUCCAGGCAGCAGGAGAAGUCCGAGGUCCCAAAUGGCUGCAACUACCGAACAGCCAGAAUGGCGGCAGAAUAUCAGGACGGGAAAGGCUUUGGGAUCGGGGAACUGGUCUGGGGGAAGAUCAAAGGUUUCUCUUGGUGGCCGGCCAUCGUGGUGUCCUGGAAGACGACCUCCAACCGCCAGGCGGCCCCUGGCAUGCGCUGGUUGAAAUGGUUUGGGGACGGAAAGUUUUCGGAGAUCUCCGCUGACAAACUGGUGGGGUUGAUAUAUUUCCGGGAACAUUUCAACACCGCCACGUUUCAGAAGUUGGUGUCCUAUCAGCAAUCCAUUCUCCACGUUUUGGAGGUUGCGAGUAGCCGAGCUGGCAAGACUUUCUCUACCGUGGCUGGGGAAUCUCUGGAUGAGAAACUAAAACCUAUGCUGGAUUGGGCCAACCACGGAUUCAAACCCGCUGGAGAGAAGGGACUAAGGCCCCCCAAGACUUUGGACGUUAAACCCUUUCCGACCAUCAUCAUAGAGGACUCGAGCCCCCCAGAUCCUGAGCCCCCAUCCAAGCGACCUAAGACCUAUGGGUCUAGCAGUACCAGCAGUAAGGAGACGCCUGAGAACCGAUCCAGGGAACGGAUGGUUUUUGAAGCCAAAAAUAACAAAAAGAGCUUAGAAGACAGCUGCCUGUCCUGUGGGAAGAAGAAUCCGGUGACUGACCACCCACUGUUUGAAGGGGGACUCUGCAGGACGUGCCAGGAUCGGUUUCUGGAGCUUUUCUACAUGUAUGAUGAAGACGGGUACCAGACGUACUGCACCAUCUGCUGUGAAGGAAGCGAGUUACUUCUCUGCGACAGCGCCAAUUGCUUCAGCUGCUUUUGCGUGGACUGUUUGAACACCUUGGUGGGACGGGGCUCGGCCGAAGCUGCCCGGAAGGAAGAGCCUUGGAGCUGUUACAUGUGCCGGCCGCAACAGCGUUACGGCGUUCUGCUUCGACGGCGGGAUUGGAAUACGCGCCUGAAGGAGUUUUUCACCAAUGAGGAAGGGCAGGAAUAUAAGGCACCCAAAAUCUACCCUGCCAUCCCAGCCGCAAAACGGAAGGCCAUCCGAGUAUUGUCUCUCUUCGACGGCAUCGCUACAGGUUACCUGGUUCUGCGGGAUCUUGGCAUCAAGGUGGAGAAAUAUAUCGCUUCGGAGAUCUGCGAAGACUCCAUCUCGGUGGGCACCGUGCGCCACGAGGGAAACAUCAAAUACGUGCAUGAUGUGAGGAACAUCACCAAGAGACACAUUGACAAGUGGGGUCCCUUCGAUUUGGUGAUCGGUGGAAGCCCCUGCAACGACCUCUCCAUGGUAAAUCCUGCCAGAAAAGGUUUGUAUGAGGGCACCGGCCGACUGUUCUUCGAGUUCUACCACCUUCUGAAUUACACCCGUCCCAAAGCUGGAGAAGACCGUCCGUUCUUCUGGCUCUUCGAAAACGUGGUUUCCAUGCGGGUCAACGACAAGAGGGACAUCUCCCGCUUCCUGGAGUGCAACCCAGUGAUGAUCGAUGCAGUCAAAGUAUCUGCUGCGCACAGAGCCAGAUAUUUUUGGGGCAACCUGCCGGGAAUGAACAGGCCCCUGGUGGCCUCCAAGGGAGACAAGCUGGAGCUUCAGGAUUGCUUGGAGUACAGUCGGAGGGCGAAGAUGAAGAAAGUUCGGACCAUCACCACGAAGAGUAACUCCAUUCGGCAGGGGAGGUCCAAGACUUUGCCCGUCUCCAUGAAUGGGAAGGAUGACGAUUUAUGGUGCACAGAGUUGGAAAGGAUCUUUGGCUUCCCGCUCCACUACACCGAUGUGUCCAACAUGGGUCGCCUGGCACGUCAGAAGCUGCUAGGGAGGUCUUGGAGCGUCCCCGUCAUCCGCCACCUCUUUGCCCCCCUGAAGGAUUAUUUUUCCUGCGAUUAGGCUGCAGGGGUCCUGCGGUCUCCCGGGUGGAAGGAGAAGAGCCAAGACCCACCUCGACACCCCUCCCCCUGUAUAAAGGAGACCUCUUCCGCAGAAAAAUUCUUUCCAUCCAGAUCUUUGCGUUCCCGCUGUGCCAAAAAACAAAACAAACAACCAAACAAACAGAUUUUGGGGGGAACUGCAGAGAGGUAGCAUUCACCCCUCGUCUUGUGCGGAUGGGGAAACUGAGGCUGCUCGAAGAACCGUUUUUUGAACGGGCGCGAGAACCAAAGCGAAAACUUGAAAACGGGAAAACUGCAACUCCAGGGACACCCGUCUGCCUGUAGCAAUGAGCCAACUUGACUUGGGUUUCUCCCAUUGUUCGCACUGGGAAAAAAAACAGGGAAAUUUUUCUUUUUUCUUUUCUUCUUUUUUGUUUUAAAUUUUUUUUUAAAGAACGUAAGACUUCAGGGGGUUGGGGGUGGGGAGAGACUUUUACAGCCAUUUUGCAGCCGGAUGUGAAAAUUCCUAGGGAGGAAUUUGGGCUGGAUGCAAAAACCGGGCGAUAAUCCUACUACAUGGAGCCAAAAUGGGAAAGGAAAAAAAAAUGAACCGUGCCAUACAUACGCUGUUAUAUGUUUAAAUUACACGAUGCCUUUAAUGCGGAGAAAAAUGUAUUGGGGGGUGGAUUUUAGUGCAAAGGACACUUCUUCAACCCCGUUUCAAUUUUCGCUGGGCGUUUUUUAUUUUUUAAAGAGCUGUGCGAGAGCAUUUGCACAACCGUGGUCCUUUCAGAGGCAGGGAAGUUCCCAGCGGGCAGCGGAGGAAAACGGGAAACCCAUCGCAUCCCCCGAAAAAAAGACAAAUCUACAAAUGUUUACUGCGAUUUGCCCUUCGCUCUUCGAAGAAUCCAACCCCUUGCAGAGAGAAAGAGAGUUUAAAAGCUGCUACGAGAUUCUCAAACCCUAAAGCUGCGUUUCCAUCUUUGGGCCCCAGCGGACCUCACCGAUGCUGCUAUUUUCAUCCAUUUGAUGGUUUUCCUUGAGCGUCCGUUCUUCAAACCCUGAUUUCAACAGACCAGGAUAAGAGUUAGGGAGGGAGGGUGGGUGGGAUGGAUGCCACUCCCUGGGGGAUAAAGGCACCCUGAGAAUUUGUAGGAUCUUUCUGCUCACUCGUUUUCCUAAUCCGAAACUUUGCCAUGAUUUUGGCAAUCGGCGUUCCCAUGUUCGCCUUGGCGGGCAGGUGGAUGGGCUACACAUCGAUGCCUUACUCUGGACUUCCCAGUGUUUGUAUGAACCAAACCGCAGGAGUUGCAGGAGACAAGUUAACGCUCCUUUGCGUUCUCUGCAACUGGGACGCCCGUCCAAAAUCAGAUAUAUAUUGGAGUGGAAUAUAUACAUAUAUAUUCCCAGAUAAAGCAAACUCUCUUUUGAAACAUUGGCAGAAACGGGGUAUGGCGGUGAUGCCAGUGUUACUCUUGAACCAACUUCCAACUUGCCAUCAGAGAUGGGGGGCCUUUGCUUGGAUAUCAAGAUUGCCAAACGGGAGCUGUUGGGGGGGGUUCUCUCCUUCCUUUUCCUUGUCAGUAUUUGAGGUUGCUAAAGGAAUACCACUUCACGUUAUCCGACGACGCGGCUUCUGCGCACUCCAGAAGGCGUUGCCUCAACGGGAAGCGUGGAAAAAGCGUCCAGCUAUAGUCGGUUCUGUGCCAAGGGGAUUGCCCACGUCUGGCUCUCUGCCCACCUCUUUUGCCAGUCUUUCCUUUGCCCAACGCCCGCUGGCAAUUCUCCAGCUGCUGCUGGCAUCCCAAAGGAUGCUACGCCGGUAGGAGUGACAAGUCUCAGGGACGGGCAAGUGCCAUUGAAAACAGACGCCAGUACUUUAAGGGCAGAAGUAGAGAUUCCUUGGAGGUGUGUGUGUGUAUGUCGCGUUCCUGAGCCACUGAAAUCCCUGCCCGAAUUUGGGUGAAGUGUGUGUUUGUGAAUCCGUGCUUGUGCGAAUGCCGUGGGGUGAUCCCUCCGGGUGUGGGACAAUCAUUACUGUAUUAUAUGUUUUAGGUGCGUUUGCUGGUUUGUGAACGGAAUCCUUGGUCCUGUGAAUGGAGCUUGCAUGCCACAAGCGAACGAGGGUCAACGGGGAAUUCUGCAGCUCCCACCCCCGACUUGGGGGGCUGUUCAGGAGAUGGGGUUUGCAAGCGUGGGUGCUUGUAACUAGCCAUUCAAUGUGCCUUCUGCUUUUAUCUUCCCCCUUCACCCACUUUUGAAGAAUAUAGCGAAUUUUUCAUCUUCGGUCGCUGGAAAGAUUUCUAUUGGAUCCCUUCUGGUUUGUAAGAGAAUAUUAAAAAUUAAUAAUAAAAAGUAGCAAUAAUAAAAGCUCCUUUUUACGGCAUUUUUAAGAGAGAACAUUUCAGAAAUGACAUUUCCAAGAUUUUCAAAGGACCUCUUACGUUGGUGCUAUGUUUUUUUUUAUACUUUUCUAACAUCAAAACGGUGUUGUGUGCUUUUAUAUACUCUUUUUUUUUUAAAAAAAACUUUUUUUCUUCCCUUUUAAAAAAAAAAAGCUUCAUGGGACUGAAGCUCGACCCUCCAAAAAGGACGGCUGCAAGUGAGCCUUAGCGAGGGUGGGGGAAAUCCCCUCCUCUUUUUUUCCUUUGGUGUUCUUAGUGCUGAAAACGAAACGGUUUUGACACACAUUUGCC